GGCCUUUUGCAAAUCCAUCAUCUUCCCCAUCCCAAAAUGCGCAGCUUGCUCGAACUGGUUAUGAAUUCAAUACCAGGUCAGUUCGAAUUUGAACCCUACAGGCAACUGGACCAGCUUUACUUUGAGCAAAUUUGGAGGUGCACAGCCCCACUCUGAAGCUUCGUUCCUGCUGAACCCCUGAGGAAUCUAUCUUUCUCAAGAUUUUUGCACUUACAGGGAAUUCUCGGUUUCAAUUUGAGUAUUUUCUUAAGAAGUGUUGAAAUUAGUAAGAUGAUCAGAGAUUCAAGAGAAGAAGAGCUUUUUACUAAACAAGGAGGAGGUACCAAUGUGGAUGGGUUCCCAGUAAGUUCAAGACUAUGGUCAGGACUAAAAAAUCCAAGAAUUGUACGGGUCUCACGCACAUUUGGAGGAAAGGAUAGACAUAGCAAAGUUAGGACUAUAAGAGGAUUGAGGGAUAGGCGAGUAAGGCUGUCAGUGCCGACUGCUAUUCAAUUGUAUGACCUUCAGGAUAAGCUAGGGGUUAAUCAGCCUAGCAAAGUUGUGGAUUGGUUACUAAAUGCUGCUCAACACGAGAUCGAUAAGCUUCCCCCGCUCCAAAUGCCACCAGGAAAUUUCAUUCAAUUCCCUCAGUCCAUGGCAGUCUCUCACAAAUUGGCUCCACCUCAAGCUCCCUCUUUCGAUCCCACCAGAGAUGGUACUGAGUUUAUUCAUGAUGAUAGAACUUUCCAAUUAGCCUCUUCUUCUAGUGUGGCAAAUGGAGAUAUGCUUGACAAUAAUACUGUUCAGAAUGCAAUGAAUAUGGUGCAAAAAUCCACAUUUUGGAACUCAGAUGUUCUCAUGAAGAAUAAAGAAAAAGAAGCCAUGAAGGAAACCAGCAUUGAGAAAGGCAGUAUGAUCAAAGGAAAUGAUACAGGAAGUGGUUUGCAGAAUAAUGACAUGUCGUACCCCUCCUAUCAUCACUGGGAUCCAUCUAAUGCACAUAUCUCCUAUCUAGGAAGCCAUUUCUCUCAAGCAGAUGGGUUCCAUAAUUAUCAGCCUGCAUCGAUGUUUGCAUCAUAUAUGAAUCCCCCAACUGAGUUCAAUGCAAAGCAAUACAAGCACCUUCAUAUGGACAACUCAGCUUCACAGCUUCUCCCCUCAAAUUCUCUUAGAACUUCAUUGCAGUCAGGCGGUCCGAGCUUGGAACUUCUCCAACCCAACUUAGCUUUUAAACAUCGCCAUCCUCAAGGCCAUCAAGAUUGAGACCAAACAGUGGCAAUUCUGGCCGCGGCCACAUACAUUAACCACCUUCGUAAAUUUUCCAGAGGUUGUUGUGAGUUUAGUGUGAUUUGAAGUGAAGUAUAUCGUUUCUUGAGUGUUGGAAGUCGCAUGAAAUUUUAUGUUAUUUUUGGAUAUAUGGGAGUGAGAAAUUUAGUGCACAGUAUUUAGUUUUCUUGUUAAUUGGCACUAAAUUUACUAUAAAGUUGAUGUUAUUUGCAUUUAUGAAAGUUAGUUUUUCUUG
This is a messenger RNA of Elaeis guineensis (African oil palm), 1501 nucleotides long. RefSeq lists its product as uncharacterized. NCBI's taxonomy places the organism in Eukaryota, Viridiplantae, Streptophyta, Magnoliopsida, Arecales, Arecaceae. Gene Ontology annotation, cellular component: nucleus. Gene Ontology annotation, molecular function: DNA-binding transcription factor activity; sequence-specific DNA binding. The record is from RefSeq and is a predicted model, not a curated record.